Messenger RNA from Linum trigynum, 1671 nucleotides. The record is from the annotation of a GenBank genome assembly. NCBI's taxonomy places the organism in Eukaryota, Viridiplantae, Streptophyta, Magnoliopsida, Malpighiales, Linaceae.
AGCUCAAAGGUUAAUCAUCUAACCAUUUAACACACAACAUACUCUUUGCCUCCGCUACUUGCUCUGUUUUCUCCCCUGUUUUUUUUUUUGUCCCUCGUUUUUCAUAGCCAUUAGUUCUCAAUACUCCCCGAUCGGCCGGCCAAACCCAGAUUCAGAAGUCGUUUUCUUUCUUCGACUGAGUAGCUACUGUAGUUGGAUCAUAAGUAGGAUUAAUUAAUUGCCACAUUGUCUGAUAAUGGCGAAGUUGGGGAAGUGCUCUGUUUUUGUUGUUGUUGCGGCGGUGGUACUGAUGCUUGUUGGGCCAUGUAGUGCUGCGGCAGGGGAGAUGCAGACGUUUGAUAGGAAGUUCAUAAGUUGGGAUGACGCGAGGCUGGAUGCUUAUGGUCAUAGCUUUGAUUUUGACAACGGUACUGAGCAGCAGCAGCAGGGGGAAGCGAGGCUGAGUUACGGCGAGGAAUAUUACAGGGGAAGCAGAGUGAUCGUGGUUGACCAGAACGGCGGCGGGGAUUCCGUCACUGUUCAAGGCGCCGUGGAUUUGGUCCCUGAAUUCAACACUCAGAGGGUUAAGAUCCACAUCCUCCCCGGAAUCUACAGGGAGAAGGUGGUUGUGCCCGUUACCAAGCCGUACAUCUCGUUGAUUGGGGACGAAGGCAACAUGUCCAACACAGUGAUAACAUGGCACAACAGAGCUUCUGAUUUAGACUCGAAAGGAAUGGAGCUCGGAACUUUCAGUACUGCGUCAGUUAGCGUUUACUCUGAUUUCUUCUGCGCCACUGGGAUCACAUUUGAGAACACGGUAGUGGCAGUUCCAGGAGAUUAUGGAAAUCAAGCAGUGGCGCUGAGGAUUUCAGGGGACAAAGCAUUCUUCUACAAGGUAAAGAUCAUAGGUUCACAGGACACGCUGCUGGACGACUCAGGAUCGCAUUACUACUACCAGUGUCACAUUCUGGGCAGCAUUGAUUUCAUCUUUGGCCGGGGCAGGACGCUGUUCCGCGACUGUGUGGUGGAGUCGAGAGCCAAGCACGGGCAUGGCGGAGCAAUCGCAGCACAUCACAGGGAUGCGGCGGAGGAGGACAGUGGUUUCUCGUUCGUGGGUUGCUUGAUCAAAGGGACUGGGAAGAUUCUGCUGGGUAGGGCAUGGGGCAACUAUUCAAGGGUCAUCUAUUCCUACUGCAAUAUUCAGGACAUGAUUACACCAGAAGGAUGGGGUGACUUUAACCAACCUAGCAGGCGACAAACUGCAGUUUUCGGAGAGUACAGAUGCAUGGGAAGAGGAGCAGAUACAAGUAGGAGAGUACCUUGGUCGAUAACCCGCUUGAGUUUUCAGCAAGUCAAACCCUUCUUGGACUUGAGAUUCAUAGAUGGACACCAAUGGCUGAGACUGUAGCUCUUCCCCUUCUUUCUUUCCGCUGGUUAUUCUUUCAUUCCUUACCUUCUCCUCCCAUUUAAGGGGAUUCUGUCACAUUUUAGAAAGACAAGUACAGGGCAGGCACACUUCUUUUGUAUAGUUGCAAAGAAAUAGGAAGUAAUGUAAGUUUACCUUGAUAUUAGAUGGGAGACUGAACACAUAUAUGAUACACAUAUUUAACACAACUUAACUGAGCUAAUGACAAGACUUAGAAUCCUGACUCAUCAAUAUGGAGGGCUUUUGACUAAAACAAUCAAAAAGCU